Molecule: messenger RNA, 1387 nt
Organism: Malania oleifera
Lineage: Eukaryota; Viridiplantae; Streptophyta; Magnoliopsida; Santalales; Ximeniaceae
Product: ranBP2-type zinc finger protein At1g67325-like
Exons: 7
Coding region: 200-934 (244 amino acids)
Source: RefSeq, a predicted model, not a curated record
AUCCACGAGUUGCUGUUACCGGAGGGGGUAGUACCGUAGGAGUGCUAUGCAUAAAAAUGAAACUACGUCUUCCCUCUGCAGUCUUCGCUUUAGUUUUCAUCGUCACAAAAUAAAGGCAGACGGACGGCAGCAGCCUCGCAGUCGCAGCUGCCUCUUUCCCUCUGGCUCUCUCUCCCUCUGGUUUCUCUAGGCUCAUCUGAUGGCUUCUAGCAAGGUGGAUAACCGUGGCUCAUUCGGAUCAAAACGGUCCCGGAGCGAUUCUUCACGGAAUGAAGGAGACUGGACUUGUCCAAAAUGUGGAAACGUGAACUUUGGGUUCAGAACUGUUUGCAACCGCGGAAAAUGUGGUGCUCCUCGACCACCAACCACUCCAACUGCCCCUAUUACUAGCCCUUAUAAUCCUCUACCUUAUUAUUAUGGAGGCAUUGGAGCCGUUCCACCUAUGCCACUUGGAAUCUCCAGCAGGUACGGUCCCCCGGUACCCCUGCCUGGACUGCGAUAUGACUACGGUGGACCUGGGAGUGCCCAUGGACCUUAUGGUCUGAUGACUACAUUUCCACCUGCAAAUUUGGGAGGCAUGGGUUAUGGUUCUGGGCCCACCAUCAAUGGAUAUGGAUAUGGCUUUCAAGGAUCUCCAUGGGCUGGAGGAGAUAUUCCUGAUAAUAAUGCCUCUCGUAAACGUCGUGGAGGGCCAGAUGGUUUAUCUGAAGGGGAUUGGGUUUGUCCCAAAUGUGACAAUGUUAACUUUGCAUUUAGAACCACAUGCAACAUGAAGAAAUGUGGUGCCCCUAGACCAUCUUUUGGACCAAACCAGUCAGAUUCUGGUGUACCAGAAGGCAGCUGGACCUGUAGCAAAUGUAACAACCUCAACUAUCCAUUUCGAACGAUAUGUAAUCGGAAGGGUUGUGGGAACCAAAAGCCUGCUUCUGACUAGUAGGGUACUGCUGUACCUGCAGGGGUUAGUAGUAGAUCCACCAUUCUGCCAUGUAUUAGCAAGGUUAUGGAGACCAUUUUUUGAUCAUCCUAGAUGUCAAGCAUCAAAGCCUUUGUUUCAGAUAUGAAACACUUGCUCAAUUAGCAUGGGGAUUGGUAGAUGAAUUUGAGAGGUGCUUCAUGGACAAGUUUAUGCCUUCUGUGUUGGAGAAAAGGUACCCAAAACUGUCCAAAAAAAAAAGAAGAGGAAAGUGCAAGAAGGAACAGAAACUUAUAUGAUGGAGAAGAAAAAGUUUGAAUUUUUUUCUCCUAAUAUUUGCAAUUGUUAUUUUGUUAUUUAUGCAGUUAUCUGCACCUUUUGGUUUGUUGUCAGAUGAAGUUAAGUUAGCUGUAGGGAUUGAUGGAUGAGUAUGCUCAAGAAAAAUAGCAAGGAAACAUAUCAUUUUACUUUAAA